Messenger RNA from Rotaria sp. Silwood2, 1167 nucleotides. The record is from the annotation of a GenBank genome assembly. Lineage: Eukaryota; Metazoa; Rotifera; Eurotatoria; Philodinida; Philodinidae.
AUGUCAAUAUUCAAACAAACUGAAUCAUCACAAUGUCCAUCGUCAAAUAAGAAACCGAUUGACAUUGUGACAAUUUUUGAAAAUUUGUCAAAUGAAUUAUUUCUUAAUAUAUUCGAGUAUUUUGAUGCUUAUCAACUUCAUUUAACAUUUGGUCAACUAAACAGUCGUUUCAAUUCGUUGCUUGAUAAUGCUCGUCUGCAUUUUGAUCUUGAUUCUAUUCCAUUACAUGAAUUUUCAUCAUUUUCUCUCUCACUUAAUUUUAAUAAUAUUCUCUCUUUUACUUCACGAAAUUUAGACAAGACACGUUCAUGGCUAUUUGAUAAUAAUGAAGUUUUACAACAAUUUUCUUUGAUUCGUGCACUUACCUUAGUCAAUGUUACUUAUGGAAUUAUCAAUCGACUACAUGAACGUCUUCCUAAUCUGAAGAAUACACUGAUAUAUGUCAGUAUUUCUGAGGCAACAAAGACCGCCAAAAAUGCGAAUAAAGAUGAAUAUAUUUACUUUAAGCAUUGGUGUCCAACACAUGAAUUUUGUUCAAAUAAAUAUCGUUUUCUUCGUUAUUUAAUUAUGGAUACAGAAUAUAAUCAUGAAUCAUUUGGUUGUUUAUCUCCAACAAUAUCAACAAUCAGAUAUUUUAAACUUGGUCACAUUUAUUCUAUUAUUUGGCUUAUUCAUCUAUUUCGAUAUUCACCUCAAUUAAAAGUAUUAUAUGUAGACGAGAUCUAUACUGUUUUAGAUGAUGGUGAUUUUUUCAACCGUUAUCCAACCAAGAAGCCAAUUAUAUUUCCAUGCGCUAUUAAUAUGCAUAUUUUUGUUGUUAAGAAUUGUUAUUGUGAACCAAUAUCUAUUGAAUAUAUUCUUCGUGCAUGUCCAUAUUUAAAACAACUCUAUUUGAAUUCUACAGUGGAUUAUAUUAAUCAUCAUCAGACGAUUCGAACACAGAUCUAUAAUCCUAUUGUUUGGCAAUCAAUGAUAGAUCAGUGGGGACAACAUUUAAUCAAUCUUAAUAUAACUAUCAAAGGUGACGAGACAUUUCUAGAUCAAGAUCUCACUACUGAAUUUUGGCGAUUAAAAUCCUGGCAAGUGAAAACAUUACGCUCACCACCUUGUUUCAUUAUUCAGAAUGAUCACAAAAUUUUCGAUUAUUUUUCCUUAUCUCGAACAUAA